Neomonachus schauinslandi (Hawaiian monk seal) is the source of this 839-nucleotide messenger RNA. Its product is annotated as cytochrome c oxidase assembly protein COX19. The transcript is spliced from 2 exons. Bases 99 to 458 code for a protein of 119 amino acids. The record is from RefSeq and is a predicted model, not a curated record. Lineage: Eukaryota; Metazoa; Chordata; Mammalia; Carnivora; Phocidae. Gene Ontology annotation, cellular component: mitochondrial intermembrane space. Gene Ontology annotation, biological process: mitochondrial respiratory chain complex IV assembly.
GCCCGCCGCUCGACGUGCUCCGCGCUCUCGCGGGGCCCGCUCGGCGCUCGGCCCGCCGCCCUGCGUACGGCGCGCGUCGCAGUCCGGGGCUCGCCAACAUGUCGACCGCCAUGAAUUUUGGGUCCAAGAGCUUCCAGCCGCGGCCCCCGGACAAGGGCAGCUUCCCGCUGGAUCACUUCGGUGAAUGUAAAAGCUUCAAAGAGAAAUUCAUGAAGUGUCUCCGCGACAAUAAGUUUGAAAACGCUUUGUGCAGACAGGAAUCAAAAGCCUAUUUAGAAUGCAGAAUGGAGAGGCAAGUACCUGCUACCAUCUGUGACUUCUCGAACCUUCCUCGGCUCCCCAGAAGCGUUUCUUUCCCCAAGAGCUCGUUGCAGCAUGGCUCAUUGAGACUUCUGUCUUUCACGGCUGUGCAACUGCUUGCCCCUAGAAUUGAGGCCUGCCAGAUUAAAUGGUACUAGAAGUUGUGUGGCAAUCACAGCGACCUUUCCGUGAGCGACAGCGUCCUACACGACUACAUUCCUCAGAGUAUUUUCUUUCCAAAUUUGGGAGUUGUCAUUAAGGUUUCAGAACCGUACAUCAUGACAAUGCUGACUGAGCCAAAAGAUUUGAAGGUUGUGGGUACACGGUUUCUUUCUUUCACGUUCUCAGACCGUAAAAAUGUUGUUUUGUUUCAUGUAGACUCAGCUGUGCUUCAAAUGUGACGGGGAGACAAUAGGCUAUUUUAGAAAUGAUGAAAGACAAAGGAUUUGUUCUGUCUUGACCAGAAUUUACCAGAGUUCACUUUUAAAUAAAACAAAUGUUCCUAACUAUGAUCCGUUGAGAUUUUGCUUAAGAACUGU